ACGCGCGUAGUGAAAACAGAAAACCGGUCAUGGGGGCUAGUUAACGAUUCUCCACCGCGCGGCUGAAUUAUUAUUUUUACUUGUGAAAGUUAGGAUAAUAUUAAAUAACCCCGCAUCAACGUGUUGGUCGGUAGAUUUUCGCAGAAUGGGGGCCUACUUGUCAGAGCCAAAAACCGAAAAAGUAUCAAGCGAUGAAGUGGGCGACUCUGUGAUCUUCGGCGCCAGUUCUAUGCAAGGCUGGCGAAUCAGUCAAGAGGAUGCACAUAACUGCUGCUUAAACUUUGACAAGGAUGUGUCACUUUUUGCUGUCUACGAUGGUCAUGGUGGUCAUGAGGUCGCAGCGUACUGUGCACAAAAUCUACCACAGUUCAUCAAAGAUACGGAAGCUUAUAAAAGCGGUAAUAUCGAACAGGCAUUGAAGGAUGCCUUCUUGAGGUUCGACGCGACCCUUGCUAAACCCGAGGUUGUCGCCAUUCUUAAGGAGAUUGUCGGCAACAGCUGUGGAGCUAAUCAAAAAGGAGAUAUCGACGAUGAUUCUGAUGAAGAGGAGAAUAUUCGCAAUCUACACAUCGAGGCAGAUAUGCCACUAGAUCAGGUCAUGGCUAAGUAUCAGUCCGAAGUCGCCAAUCCUGCACUAAAAGCUCUGAAGAAAGAGAAAGAUGGAAAGCCAGCCAGCCCCUACUUGCGAGCACGAAGAGGGGGAAGAGAUAAAGCCAGCUCUUCUUCAUCUCUGGCCGGCUGCUCUUCCUCCUCAUGGCACGACAACGAGGCUGAUGUUAGCAGCUCCAGCAGCCAGACUUGCGGAUCUACUUCUGUGGUGGCUCCAGAAACUAAACCAGCAACUGAUGGCAUCGGUAGCAGCGAAGCAGAACAGGUUUUAGACUCGACAACCAGCAAUGGAGAAUCUGUGCCCGGUCCACCACCCGAAAUCGUGGCCGCUGCCGAUAGCGAGCCGGCUAAAUCCAUUGAUAUGCCGGAUAGCUCAGAGGAUAUCAAAGGCCUUGUUUCUCCAAGUAAAACCAGUGUACAAGUUCAGCAGCCAACCACAAAUGAAACGGACGUUAAUGGUGCUGAAACAAAACCUGAACCACAAGGUGCAGACAGCAGUAAAGGAGGUGGAGAUAAUGUGACGAGUAGCUCCUGUUCACUACUCGAAAAUGGAGAAGCUGAACAGCAGGAACGAAUUAGCAGCAGUGGGCGAAGGAGGCCUGUUGAUUAUGGCUUACUCAGUAUGAAUGAUGGUGGGAGCGAAGACAGUGAUGAUGAAGAAAAUGAUGAAACCUUUGACGGGCUUCCUGAAAGUGAUGAUGAAGACGAUGACACCGAAGAUGUUGACGAUAUCGAUGAUGACGACAAUGAGGAUGAUAGCGAUGAAGAUGUCGAAGGCGACUAUGACGACGAGGAUGAUAAGUACACAAUGAAAAUGACAGAAGAACCUGGUUCUGACAGCGGUUGUACAGCGGUAGUGGCUGUAUUGGCAGGACGAGAGUUGUACGUAGCAAAUGCGGGAGAUUCCCGAUGCGUACUCUGUCGUAAUGGCCAAGCCGUCGAGCUCAGUCUAGAUCACAAGCCAGAAGACGAGCCUGAAAUGCAGAGAAUUAACAAAGCUGGUGGAAAAGUAACCGCAGACGGCAGAGUCAACGGUGGACUCAAUCUCUCCAGAGCGCUAGGAGACCACGCCUACAAGCAGAACAUGGAUCUGCUUCCUCAAGAGCAAAUGAUAUCUGCUGAACCUGACAUAAGAAAGGCAACUAUCAAUCCAGAGCAAGACGAGUUCAUGGUCCUAGCCUGCGACGGUAUCUGGAACUUCAUGUCUAGCCAGGACGUCGUACAAUUCGUUCAUACCAGACUCAAGCAGGGAUAUGAAAAAAUGUCCCAAAUCUGCGAAGAGCUUUUUGACCACUGCUUGGCUCCAAACACCCUAGGAGAUGGAACUGGAUGUGACAAUAUGACAGCUGUAAUCGUGCGAUUCAAAAAGCCAAGUGAUGCUACGGCGACGGCAACCGAGGCUUCAGACCCUUUGACUAUAUCAAUGGAAAAUAAGAAAAGGCCAGCGUCCCCUAUCGUCGCAGGGGACGAAGGUAACAUAUCUGCAGAAAAAGACGUAGCAACAGAUGCUAAGCGUCCCAAGAAGGAGGUUCUUAACAAGUCGAUGUAAACUCCACUAAUUGAUCUCUGCAGCCUGUUGAGUGACCAUAAUGAGCCCUUGUAAAGUUUCAACAAUUUGUGAAAUUAUUAUAAAAACUGUGGACAUAAACUGAGGAAUCAGCGAUUCUGUAAUGAGGUACUGUUAUUUUAUGGUUAAUUAAUUAAAUUUAAAGCGCGCAGGGUAUGCGAGAACGGUUUAGUGUUGAAUAUUGGUGGCAGACUGAUUGAUUGGAGCAGUUUAGGCCAUGCCUUGAUUUUUCGUUUCUGAUAAUUGAUCACAGAAGUAAGUUCUCACUUUGCUGGCAACUUCAUAAGACUAACAUCGCCGCUUGAAGCGGGUAUUCACACCUAAAAAUUUUCUAUUUUUGAACAACUGAUCAAGUUUAAAAACAAUAUUUCAGCAGACACGAAUCAAGAAUUUUAAAUUUGUGAUAAUCCUAAAAUAAUAUAAAAAUAAAAUGAAAUGAAUAA
Athalia rosae (coleseed sawfly) is the source of this 2619-nucleotide messenger RNA. RefSeq names its product probable protein phosphatase CG10417. The coding region runs from base 146 to 2158 and encodes 670 amino acids. NCBI's taxonomy places the organism in Eukaryota, Metazoa, Arthropoda, Insecta, Hymenoptera, Athaliidae. Gene Ontology annotation, biological process: protein dephosphorylation. Gene Ontology annotation, molecular function: cation binding; protein serine/threonine phosphatase activity. The record is from RefSeq and is a predicted model, not a curated record. The transcript has 6 exons.